Messenger RNA from Emys orbicularis (European pond turtle), 497 nucleotides. RefSeq names its product COP9 signalosome subunit 9 (gene COPS9). The record is from RefSeq and is a predicted model, not a curated record. The coding region runs from base 74 to 247 and encodes 57 amino acids. Gene Ontology annotation, biological process: negative regulation of protein neddylation. The transcript has 3 exons. NCBI's taxonomy places the organism in Eukaryota, Metazoa, Chordata, Testudines, Emydidae.
AGACCGGAAGUGGUUCCCAGGGGGAAGGCGCUGCCGGCCGGGGCCAUUCGCGAGCCGGGGACCUGGCGAGGCGAUGAAGCCAGCAGUGGACGAGAUGUUCCCCGAGGGCGCCGGGCCCUACGUGGACCUGGACGAGGCAGGAGGAAGUACAGGUUUAUUGAUGGACUUAGCAGCUAAUGAAAAGGCAGUUCAUGCAGAUUUCUUUAAUGAUUUUGAAGAUCUUUUUGAUGAUGAUGACAUCCAGUGAAAUUACUCUUCCAGCUAUGCAAUGCUAAGGUGUGGAAUCCUCCUGUAGGAUUGUCUUUUGUUUGUUUAAAAAAAACCCCAAAACCCAGAGAGAAUCUGUAUGUUAUCUCUGAAGAGCCAUUGGAAACUAGAAGAUUGGUAAAGAUGACAGAAGAAAGGAGUUGCGAACUGUUAUCACUAGGUUACGUGUAGAUUUUCUUCAAUUUUAUUUGCUGAUGUGCUUGUUGAAUAAAAUAUGAACAAAAUCUCUC